ACUCCGUCUCUGUCAGGUGGGUAGGGAUACACUCAGAGGGUGUGUGUGUGUGUGAGUGAGAGACACACACCCAUCUUUGGACUUCAUAGUAGUGUUUGACUUGCCCUCUGACUGUCUAGCAUUUUCAUUCAUUGCGAGUAGUGGUUUUUCUCCAGUCACAUUCUUCUGCCCGUUGAGGUUCUAAAAGAUGCCUUACAGUUCCACGCUCAGGGGUGCCGGCACGGCCCGCAAGGCCGAGAGCACGCAGGCGGACGGGCGCUCCUUCGAGGAGAUCCGCCAGGACUGCCUGCGGAGGAACGUUCUGUUUGAGGACCCAGAUUUCCCCGCGGCGGACUCGUCACUCUUCUACAGCCAGAGCGUGCCCAUCAACUUUGAGUGGAAGAGGCCAAAGGAGAUCUGUGCGAACCCCAAAUUCAUCCUCGGCGGAGCGAGCAGGACAGACAUAUGUCAAGGACAGCUGGGGGACUGCUGGCUCCUGGCGGCCAUCGCCUCUCUGACCCUCCGUGAGGAGACCUUGGCCAGAGUCGUGCCCCACGACCAGGACUUUGACCAUGGAUACGCCGGAAUCUUCCACUUCCAGUUCUGGAAGCACAACCAGUGGCUGGACGUGGUGGUGGAUGACCGUCUCCCUGCUGUGAGGAACAGCCUGGUGUUCGUCCACUCCGCCGACAACAACGAGUUCUGGAGUGCCCUGCUGGAGAAGGCCUACGCCAAGAUCCACGGCAGCUACGAGUCUCUGAAGGGGGGCAGCACCAUGGAGGCCAUGGAGGACUUCACCGGCGGCGUGGGUGAGAAUUACGACACCAAGAAGGCCCCCGACAACCUCUUCCUCAUCCUCAAGAAAGCCCAUGACAGGGGCUCCAUGCUGGGCUGCUCCAUCGACAUCACCAGCUCUGCGGAGUCCGAGGCCCGCACCUCCACGGGACUGGUCAAGGGCCACGCCUACUCCAUCACUGGGCUGGAAGAGGUGAACUGCGGUGGGCGCAAGGUUCGCUUGAUUCGGGUGAGGAAUCCUUGGGGGCAAGUGGAAUGGAAUGGCCGCUGGAGCGACAAAUCCAGAGAGUGGAAUAUGAUUGACAGAUCGGACAAAGACCGUAUUCUGAGGCACGCCGGGGACGACGGCGAGUUCUGGAUGGAGUUUGAUGACUUCAGGGCCAACUACGAUAAGGUCGAGAUCUGCAACCUGACCCCCGACUCGCUGACGGACAACGUUAAGAGGAAGUGGGCGGUGAACUUCUUCGAGGGCAACUGGAUCAGAGGCUCCACCGCUGGAGGCUGCAGGAACUUCAUAGACACGUUCUGGACGAACCCGCAGUUCCGGCUGACCCUGGAGGACGCGGACGACGAGGACGACCAGUGCAGCGUCAUCGUGGCCCUGAUGCAGAAGAACCGGCGAGCGCUCCGGAAGGAGGGCAUGGACAUGGAGACCAUCGGCUUCGCCAUCUACGAGGCCCCUAACGACGACGAGCACCUGGGGAAGGACUUCUUCCGCUACCACCCGUCCAAGGCGCGCAGCCGCACCUACAUCAACAUGCGCGAGGUGUCGGAGCGCUUCACGCUGCCCCCGGGCAAAUACGUGCUGGUGCCCACCACCUUCCAGCCGCACCACGAGGCCGACUUCAUGAUGCGCAUCUUCUCCGAGAAGCAGGCCAAGGCCGUAGAGAUGGGAAACCAUAUUGAUGCUGACUUGCCAGACCCGCCCAUGCCCAGUGCCCCAGAGGAUGAGUCGGAUGAGGAGAAGGGCCUGAGGAGACUGUUUGAGCAGAUCGCCGGCAGUGAUCAGGCCAUCAGUGCCAGGGAGCUCCAGCAGGUCCUGAACGGUGUUUUGAGUAGACGGAAAGAGAUCAAGUUUGACGGCCUCACUCUCAACACCUGCCACAGCAUCAUCAACCUGAUGGAUGUGGACAACACGGGUACACUUGAAUUUCAGGAGUUUAAAAUCUUCUGGGAUAAACUAAAGAAAUGGAUUAUGCUGUUCCUCUCCUUUGACACGGAUCGCUCUGGCCGCAUGUCUUCAUAUGAGCUCCGCAGUGCUCUGAAAGCUGCAGGUAUGCACCUGAAUAACAAACUGCUCCAGCUGCUGGGCCUGCGCUUCGCAGACGACAACUUCGACAUCGACUUUGACGACUACCUCACCUGCAUCGUGCGUCUAGAGAACAUGUUCCGGGUCUUCCAAGCACUGGACAAGUUCAAGAGAGGAGAAGUCACUAUGAACAUGACACAGUUCCUUUUCUUAUCAAUGAACGUCUGAAGGACACAGCAAGAACAGCAAAUACAACUCAAAACAAUCCCACCAUUGACACGCAAGGACACAUGGCAUUGUUUGACUACAGGCCGGCUACAGCCAUGAAGAAACAACAUAUCACUUUGCAUAUCAGAAUGUCCUGUACUGUUAUUGUUUUGUCAGUUAUUGUUCUGUGUUUCACCCUGUACUGACUUUCCCCUCAGAAAUGCUUAUUUAGUCUACAAUCUUGUAUCCUUCUUAUUGUUUAUGUAUAGUAAACAAUAGUGGAAAAAGAGAGGUACAUUGAUGUAAUGGUCGUUGACUUGAUUUAUUCUGAAUUAAACUUUUCUUUUGCCUUUUCCAAAGAGCAUUUGAGAUUACACUUUUGUUGUAGUUAUAUAGCAUCAACGUUUGUUUUGUUAAUGGUCACUUCAGGUUUACACAUUAAAGCCCUUUAAUAAAUCAUAUAAAUAUAUGAUCACAGUAUUUUAGGAACACAACACUCACAAGACAUGAAGACUGUGAACCUUUGAUUGUGAUCUGUGAGAGUUUCUGACUGCUUUACCAAUUAUUUGGGGGAUGUUUGGGGCUAUUUUUGAAUAAAGGCUGAAAACAGA
Molecule: messenger RNA, 2841 nt
Organism: Sardina pilchardus (European sardine)
Lineage: Eukaryota; Metazoa; Chordata; Actinopteri; Clupeiformes; Clupeidae
Gene: capn9
Product: calpain 9
Exons: 20
Coding region: 188-2251 (687 amino acids)
Biological process (GO): proteolysis
Cellular component (GO): cytoplasm
Molecular function (GO): calcium-dependent cysteine-type endopeptidase activity; calcium ion binding
Source: RefSeq, a predicted model, not a curated record